CUUGUCCUCAAUUUCGAUCAUCCCGCCCAGCGACGCAAAAAGCACUCCCUAGCAACCACGGAACAUACAUAUCGCGCGGAGCGCUUCCAAAACCUCUUCUCUGGACCGCCGUAUUUCCAGCAAGUUCUAUCUUUUAACGACCACGACGCACUCGCAUCUAUCGUUCCCUGCCCGGCGACGUUUAUUCUUGUGUUUACACCAUGAGCGAAUCUAGGCAGGAAUUGCUCGCUUGGGCAAACAACCUGCUCCAGCUGAACAUUACCAAGGUCGAACAGUUCGGCACCGGUGCUGCAUUCUGCCAAAUUUUCGACAGCAUAUUCCUCGAUGUACCUAUGUCAAGAGUGAAGUUCAACGUCAACACCGAAUAUGCGUACAUACAGAACUUCAAGAUCCUGCAGAAUACAUUCACGAAGCACCACAUCGACCGUACCGUGCCCGUCGAAGCGCUCGUCAAGUGCAAGAUGCAGGACAACCUCGACUUCCUUCAGUUCACCAAGCGCUAUUGGGACAAGUACUACCCAGGUGGUGAGUACGACGCGCUUGCGCGAAGGAAAGGCCAGGGCGGGCCCCCAGCUCCGAUUGGCAGUGGAGGAGCCAGAAGGCCGGCUGCUGGUACGGCACCGCGUACGAGGACACCAAAUACGGGUGGAGGCGCAGCUUCGGCCGCACUCACAGCAGAGAACAACGCACUCAAGGAAACAGUCGCGGGCCUAGAGAGGGAACGGGACUUCUAUUUCAGUAAGCUAAGAGAUAUUGAGCUUUUGAUUCAACAGGCUAUGGAGGCAGAUCCUGAGCUGGAGAAAGACGAGGAUGGCAUUCUCAAGCAGAUUCAGACUAUCUUGUACUCAACAGAGGAAGGCUUUGAGAUCCCCGCCGAGGUUGAGGGUGAGCUUGCGGAGGAGGAGACCUUCUGAACGAAGCGCACAAAUCAAUCACCGCAUAGAUGGGCACGACGAAACGAGUAAUCUAAGGCUAUGUACAGGCCUAGCUUAGGCAUGAAUGAAGUGACGAUGGGGCAUUGUGAGCGGUUUAAACGAGUCAGGAGGUGGCAUAGCGUUCUGCGCCUUUCCAUUGCAGAAGGCGAUGGUCUGAUCGAAGGCUGUCAUGGCAGCUUUUGUGCUUUUGUUGAUACACAUCCCUGAUGGGUGCCGAAGUUCGAAUUCCGAGCUGGCACCGCACCCUGAGGCAUUAGAUUGAAGAAACAAAUCAAAAUUGAGUUUUUCCCAA
This is a messenger RNA of Verruconis gallopava, 1227 nucleotides long. RefSeq lists its product as uncharacterized. The record is from RefSeq and is a predicted model, not a curated record. The transcript is spliced from 6 exons. Gene Ontology annotation, molecular function: microtubule plus-end binding. NCBI's taxonomy places the organism in Eukaryota, Fungi, Ascomycota, Dothideomycetes, Venturiales, Sympoventuriaceae. Gene Ontology annotation, biological process: protein localization to microtubule plus-end; regulation of microtubule polymerization or depolymerization; spindle assembly. The coding region runs from base 201 to 914 and encodes 237 amino acids. Gene Ontology annotation, cellular component: cytoplasmic microtubule; microtubule organizing center; spindle midzone.